Molecule: messenger RNA, 1849 nt
Organism: Anguilla rostrata (American eel)
Lineage: Eukaryota; Metazoa; Chordata; Actinopteri; Anguilliformes; Anguillidae
Product: cytochrome P450 4V2-like
Exons: 11
Coding region: 265-1794 (509 amino acids)
Molecular function (GO): heme binding; monooxygenase activity; oxidoreductase activity, acting on paired donors, with incorporation or reduction of molecular oxygen
Source: RefSeq, a predicted model, not a curated record
UCCAGGUGCAUCUACUCGUUCUGCGUUUAAGCCAAUCACACGCUUGCAUUUUCUACCAGAAAACACACACAACACAGCUAAAAUGGACUUUUAGGAACCCACGGCCUGGGCUUGUGCACACUAGUUGCUGUUUAACAGAAAAGGGGAUGCUGGGUAGAAGGUCAGUCUAAAGUUUAAGUAAACUGGGUUUUUUUGACAGAGAGAAAAAUAAAAAGACUCAGACUGCGAAGCACAAAUAACAGCUCCUGUCAACACCUCACAGAGAUGGCGAUCACAUUAUGGGUGCACAUACUUUGGCUAACUGCGGUAGCCAUUUUCCUUGCUUUUCUGACUUACACCACAUACCAGCUGCUCAGCGGGUACGUACGUAAAUGGUACGAGAUGAAGCCAAUUCCUGGAGUUGCUGGUGCUUACCCUAUCAUAGGCCAUGCCCUGCAGUUUAAAGCUAAUGCCGGAGAUUUCUUCAGUCAGAUCAUAGAGGGAACGAACGAGUUCCGGCACUUGCCCUUGCUGAAGCUGUGGGUAGGCCCUGUGCCGUUCAUUGUCUUAUUUCAUGCAGAGACUAUCGAGAUGGUGCUGAACAGCCCUAAGCACUUGGAUAAAUCAUAUGCCUACAGAUUCCUGUACCCCUGGCUUGGAACCGGUCUUCUGACUAGUACAGGUGACAAAUGGCGCAGGCGGCGGAAGAUGCUGACCCCGACUUUUCACUUUUCCAUACUGACCGACUUCCUGGAGGUGAUGAACGAGCAGGCGGAGGUUCUGACCGAGAAACUGGAGAAGAGGGCGGGGGGAGGACCGUUUAACUGCUUUAGCUUCAUCGCGCUCUGCGCGCUGGACAUCAUCUGCGAAACUGCUAUGGGUAAGAAAAUCUAUGCACAGAAUAACUCUGACUCAGAGUAUGUUCAAAGUGUUUACAAGAUGAGUGAUAUCAUUUCUCGUAGACAGAGGACACCGUGGUAUUGGCCAGAUUUUAUCUACUAUUUUCUUGGAGAAGGAAGAGAGCACAACAGAAGGCUGAAGAUCCUUCACUCCUUCACUGAAAGUGUAAUCAGAGAGAGAGCGGAAUCUGUGAGGCAUGUCGACUCGGACCGUGAGCCUGAGGAAGGCCCGAGGAAGAGGAGGGCCUUCUUGGACAUGCUUUUGAAGAGCACGGACGAGGAAGGACGUGCUCUCAGCCACAGGGAUAUUCAGGAGGAGGUGGACACGUUCAUGUUCGAGGGUCAUGACACUACAGCCGCCUCCCUGAACUGGACCCUGUACCUGCUGGGCUCUCACCCGGAGGAACAGAGAAAGGUCCAGCAGGAGCUCCAGGAGGUGUUUGGGUCGUCGGACCGGCCGGUAACCACGGACGACCUGAGGAGGCUGCGCUACCUGGAGUGCGUCGUCAAGGAGAGCCUGCGCCUCUAUCCCGCCGUGCCGCUGUUCGCGCGGCGCAUCUGCGAGGACUGUGUCAUCAACGGUUUCAAAGUUCCCAAAGGGGUCAACGCGGUGAUCAUACCGUACGCCUUGCACCGGGACCCGCGGCACUUCCCCGACCCGGAGGAGUUCCGGCCGGAACGCUUCUCGCCCGAGAAUUCCGAGGGGCGAAAUCCGUUCGCCUUCAUUCCGUUCUCUGGCGGAGUGAGGAACUGCAUCGGGCAGCGCUUCGCUCUGAUGGAGGAGAAGGUGGUGCUGGCGUGGCUGCUGCGUCGCUUCACCGUGCGCUCCUGCCAGACGCGGGAUGACCUGCGACCCCUGGGGGGGCUCGUCCUGCGCCCGGAGAAGGGCAUCUGGAUCAGGCUGGAGCGGAGAUGAGCCACAGCCAAUCAGAAGGCUGCUUCUCUGCACCUGUCACCAUCCAACACCCCCC